GAUAGACCCCGCGUUGCUGCCGGCGCUGCAGCCUCCGGUCCGUGGCAGUCCGGCUCCUCUGCUCGCCGCGCAAAUGGCCCAGCCGGACGGGGAGGCGCUGCCCGGUGCCCUGGAGAAGGAUGAGGCGCGCUCCGGCGCCAGCACGCCGUCCACGCCAUCUGUCUGCUCCCCACCGUCUUCAGCAUCCUCGUCCCUCCCGUCGGGGGCCAAGAACAUCUGCUCCAGCUGCGGCCUGGAGAUCUUGGACCGGUAUCUGCUCAAGGUGAACAACCUUACCUGGCACGUCCGCUGCCUCGAAUGCUCCGUGUGCCGAACCUCCCUUCGCCAGCAGAACAGCUGCUACGUGAAGAACAAAGAGAUCUUCUGCAAGAUGGACUACUUCAGUCGGUUUGGUACAAAAUGUGCUCGUUGUGGGAGGCAAAUCUAUGCCAGCGAUUGGGUCAGGAGAGCUCGUGGCAAUGCCUAUCAUCUUGCCUGCUUUGCAUGCUUUUCCUGCAAAAGGCAGCUGUCAACUGGAGAAGAGUUUGGCCUGGUAGAAGAGAAAGUCUUAUGCCGAAUUCACUAUGAUACCAUGAUAGAGAACCUGAAGCGUGCAGCGGAGAAUGGAAAUGGCAUCACAUUGGAAGGGGCAGUCCCAUCUGAGCAAGACAGUCAGCCAAAGCCAGCCAAGAGGGCACGGACAUCCUUUACAGCAGAGCAGCUGCAGGUCAUGCAAGCACAGUUUGCUCAGGAUAACAACCCAGAUGCUCAGACCCUUCAGAAGCUGGCAGACAUGACAGGCUUGAGCAGGAGGGUUAUUCAGGUUUGGUUUCAGAACUGCAGAGCACGGCAUAAAAAGCAUACACCGCAACACACGGUGCCCCCUUCUGGAGCCUCCCAGUCCCGCAUCCCUUCAGCGCUGUCUGACGAUAUCCACUAUUCCCCCUUCAGCAGUCCUGAGAGGGCCAGGAUGGUGACGCUCCACAGCUACAUAGAAAGUCAGGUACAGUGUGGACAAAUGCACUGCCGGCUCCCUUACGCUGCCCCCCCUGUGCACCUCAAAGCUGACAUGGAAGGACCACUAUCCAGUAGAGGGGAGAAGGUCAUCCUCUUUCAGUACUGACUGCAAGCGCACUUCCUGAUCUCCUGGGAAUGCUUGUGGUGGCACUUCUGCUCAGACACAUGCCCUUCAAUCUACGGCAACCAUGGGCUGUCAAGCUCUGGCAAUCCAUCCCUUCUGUUCUUGGCCCCUUCUACUGAUUUGGAAUCUCAGUCCCAACCAAUCUGGCAUCUCUGACAGCUUCAGGUGCUACCAUCUGCUGGACACCUGGUCCUUGUGGACUUGUUGGCUGGAGAAGACUCCAGGGCAGCGCCCUCUCCACAUGAAGCAAUCUAACAAGCAACUCAUGCUACUGCUCCUAGAACUGAAUGAAGGGGGAGUAUUGAAACCUAAACAGAGGAUGUGUUUGUCUACAAGCAGCUAACCAUGUCAAGGAAAUAAUCCGAAGCAUCUGGGCUAAUGUGUUCAUUCUAACAUGUCAAUUGCCAUUGAUGUAAACCUGUGCAAGAAUUCAGUCUACUGACAAGGCUAUUCAGCCUUUAUCUACACUCUUGGAGGCUGAAUUCUUUCUCCUUUGGGGUGGCGGCGGGGUGUCAUCCUAGAAGAGUUUCCACAGCAGGAACCUCAGUUCUUUUUGUCAAGUGCAUUCCAACUGUCCGGUCUUUGUCCCUCUAGGAAAUGUCGGUCUUCAUCUUCUACAGACAGGCAGACAGGGCUUGGGAGUGGUAGUUCUGCUAUGUUUUGCAACCACACACUGACAAUUUGUAUCAAGAAAAUCUAUUCUAGGUGAUCUCAAGUCACUAGAUGUACCUCUAACCCAACCAUCUAGUACAUGGCACAGAGAGAGAUCUUAAUUCCUAGGAGUCAUAAUCACAUUUUAAGGCACCAAGCUCCUGUGUAGAAAUAAAUAAAUACCUUAGUGUCAUCGUUAAAUUUGUGAAGCUAGAGAUGCCUGGGUGCAAAACUGGAAUUUCAGUUAUGAGUCUCUUUAUUUUUAAAAAGUACUUGAUUCUUAUAAGAAAAGCUUUUGCUAUAAGGAGUUGCUGAGUCAGAUCUCUGUAUGUCCCUAUUCAGGCUAGCAGUACCUCUCUGGGGUUUCAGGCUUACCCCAAUACCAUGAGGUGGCUGCUGCAUUCACCAAUGUGUGGGCUGAGCUUAUAUUAGAGUGAUGCUUAUGUUCUCCACUUUCAGAUCCACUUCUUGCUUCUGAGUGGGUUAUCCUGAAAAAAAAAUUGCAUUCCCACAGCUGCAGUUCCAUGACCAAAUUCAUGAGUUGAGUACCUUCAUGCUACUUUUGUUGAGGUUAGUGAUUUCUUAGCCUCCUUUCUUGAGGGCUGUUUCUUGCUGAGUCAAAGGGAGAAGAGUCGUUUCCUUAGUCGCUGAGGUUCGUCAUUGUUUUGGCUGCAGUAGAUCUUCAUGGUAUAGGCUCUCUCUGGUCUUUGUGACCUGGAGUGAGGCCAGCAUGAACAGGCUUGCUGCAGGGAAAGCGGUGUUGCCCAGGUAAUAAAGUCCCUGCUUGUCUUUAAUGUCUAGUCUUUCCAAUACUGUGCCACGGUGCUGUUUGGAUUUGCCCAGAGCAGUGGCAUCCAUGACACACUCAGGUCUGUGAUCCUCAGAGACGCUAGUGUGCUGUAGGGAAGCACGGAGGGGGCAGUCUGUCUUUUGCUCUUAGUAGCAUGUCAUUUGGGAGAAGCUCUUGUAUCUUUAAACCACAGUGUGAGAAGCAAACUGCCUGAUGUCUUUAUCAUUAGCGCUCAGUAACACAGAUUGUGAUGGGAAUUUUUUUAAAAACUCCAUUACAGACCCUGAUCAGGCUGGUAUGUGGUGCAGUAUACCUAGUGAGGAAAUAGCUAGGACUGGCUUGAGAAUUUUGGCCAAGUUUAGCCCCAAUGACUUUGCAAAACUGAAGAUAAUUCAUUAUUGAAUGGCUGAUAUAUGUGGAAAAUACAAAAGUGUACUGAGAAUGCAAAACAUCUCAUUAACUUCUUUCAUUCAGCAAUUUUGUCAUUCAAUGUAUUUCACUCUGACUGAUGGCACUGAACAGAAUUCUUAUCUCAGGUCAUCUUCUAUCUUUUUUCUUUUAAGUUUGAACAAAGAUGCUCUUCACACUCUUCUUGUUUGCGAACUGAUUACCCAAAGGAGCCUGUAAGGCACAAAAGCAGAUUAUGCCACAAACCAAGGUUCUGGGGUGCGUAUAGUACCUUUGGGCAUGUAUAGAAUUCCAUGCAAGAAGGGGCUUUUCCAUUACAUUUCAGCAUCACUGAACACAUUGUCAACUGCAUGGGCAUGCCCUUUCUCAUAUGCAGAUUACUGUGUGCAUCACAAUCCCAUUGCAGCUAUAAAUAAUUUUAUAAAAUCCUCCAAUGGAUUUUAGCAAUGCUAAUCCAGACUGUACUCCUACAACCAAGAUUUUGGGCUAAAAUUCAGCUCAAAAUCUUCCAGUGGUCAAGAAAUGGAAUAAUCUGAAAUACGAUUUGUAAAACAUCAUGAAUUUCUUCUUUCCCAACUGUACUGAGGAAAUCCCAAAUGGCUUAGCUAACAACCUGCUCCUUUAGACUUGUCACACCAGCAAAUAAUGGCUUAGUAUGAGUAAUCCACGCAAUGGCAAAAUUUGCCACUUGACACCGAACUCAACUUAAUGAAAAAAAUCUGUUUUGUAUUUUCUUUCCUAAGCCCAAGUUUCUAGUCCUUGAGGAAACAGUGAAAUCUGGGGAGAUCUCCAAUGGCACAGUGGGUAUUAAGGCUUUCCACUGGCUAGGGAGCAAGGCUUCAGUAAUCUGCACAACUCUCAAAAACAGAAUGAAUCAUGCAGAUGUGCUUGAUUGGCAUAAUGUAUAUAGGUUGCAGGGUCUUGAUGGGGUUCUGGAAGCCUUGUCCCUCCUCUCCCUUUUAGCUUGGAUUAGCACUGUACUCUGGAACAUGGAACAUCUCCAAGCCUGGUAUAAGAGAGCAGAGGUGGCAGUUUUACACAGCCAGGCGUCGCAAGGCAAGGCCAGCUGUAGACACUUAACCAAGUUGUCUUGAAAAAGAGCAGAUUGUUUUGUUUGUAGCAUGUUGCGAUAGUGCAUGUCUUGGCUACAGUGGCUAAAAAUACCCUUCUGGAGAGCAGGCAGUCAAGACGGAUAUUUAUUUAAAAUGAGAGAGGGAAAAGAAAUUAAACUGUAAAGCACUUUUUUUUGUAAAACCAAUGUCUGUUUUGUUACCUACUUUUAACUGUUGUGCUUUGUAAAUGUCUUAUUUGUGUAAUAAAUAAAGUCAACGCAAGUCAAAGUGCUG
Molecule: messenger RNA, 4315 nt
Organism: Eublepharis macularius
Lineage: Eukaryota; Metazoa; Chordata; Lepidosauria; Squamata; Eublepharidae
Gene: LHX6
Product: LIM homeobox 6
Exons: 9
Coding region: 74-1102 (342 amino acids)
Biological process (GO): regulation of transcription by RNA polymerase II; forebrain neuron development; neuron differentiation
Cellular component (GO): nucleus
Molecular function (GO): RNA polymerase II transcription regulatory region sequence-specific DNA binding; DNA-binding transcription factor activity, RNA polymerase II-specific
Source: RefSeq, a predicted model, not a curated record